Schistosoma haematobium is the source of this 24016-nucleotide messenger RNA. RefSeq names its product ATP-binding cassette sub- A member 3. Lineage: Eukaryota; Metazoa; Platyhelminthes; Trematoda; Strigeidida; Schistosomatidae. The record is from RefSeq and is a predicted model, not a curated record. Gene Ontology annotation, cellular component: axon; insulin receptor complex. Gene Ontology annotation, biological process: cell surface receptor protein tyrosine kinase signaling pathway; positive regulation of MAPK cascade; glucose homeostasis. The transcript is spliced from 18 exons. Bases 11847 to 14189 code for a protein of 780 amino acids. Gene Ontology annotation, molecular function: insulin receptor substrate binding; insulin receptor activity; ATP binding.
AACAGUGGACGAUACCCUAGGAGCGUUGCCAUUUGCAAACGCAAGAAGUUGUUAUGGAGAUAUGUAAUAAAAGCGAAGAAACCCAUCCAAACAUCUUUUGAUGUACAAUAAUCUCAGAUUGAAUGCAUUCGCUAAUCAACAACCGGAUUAAUGUAUUUACGUUUCUGUUUUAUAUCUUGGUCCAAUAUAUUGCGAUCUAUCCGGGUCGCUCUAAGGAGAUAGUUUGUACGCGUGCAGAUGUGCGACACCCGUCAAGUUUAACAAGACUUUUGCGUUGCACUGUUAUAGAAGGUGAUUUGUUUGUUGUUUUCACGCGAAUACCAAGGGAUGCAAGUCUGCCGCUUCUGAGGGAAAUAACUGGAAGUUUGCUUGUGUAUGAUGUUGAAGGACCAGAUGACCUUUCCAAUUUAUUACCAAACCUUACUUUGAUCAGAGGACAAACUCUGGUGUUCGGCUAUGCCGUUGUCAUUAAAAGUACAUCACUCAAGGUAUUUCAACUUUUGUCUUCCACUUCGUUCUGUCAAAACUCAGGAAAUCUUACUGUUUGUUAUGUUACUUCCCUGUGGUGUAUUCCGUAACUUAAAUGGCAUAAUUAUAGGGAUUACUUUAUCGUUCUGGACAGCACCACCAGCACCUACUUCACUUCUGCAUUUAGCUCAUACAACAUAACACCAGUAAAAGCAUCCAAUUGAGCUGAGGAUCUCCGUCAUCUUAACACCAUUUCAAUAUAUCUCGUCUAUUUCAAAAAUCCAAUUUUGACGUUUCAUUUUGGAAGGGCAACAUUAUUAUUUUCUGGUUGAUUUAAUACGUCCAUAUAAGCAUUUCUAGCCUAGUUUUUUAUACUCCUGCCUUUGUUAAACAUCUCGUGCCUAUAGCUUGCCGCAUUUCAAGCGUAAUAUAUUCUCUAUUUUGGUUGAAUGCACAUGUUUGAUACUACCCGUUUACUCGAAUCGGAUUCUUUCAGCUUGUCUCUAUAUUUAUGGUUUAAGGUUUAUCCAGAUCGUGUCAUGUAAUACUUCUUAAGUCAGUGUUGUAGAGAAACCUAAUUUUGCCUAUAGGUCGUGUUACAAAUAACAUCAUUACUAAUUUGUUUUAAUGUCUUUUUCUUUUCGAUUUCCCUUAAAGAAUAUCGGUCUUUUUUCCCUCCGAGUGAUUCAGCAAGGUGGAAUACGUAUAGACAAUAAUCCACAACUGUGCUAUGUAAGGACUAUUGACUGGGAUGUAAUCCUUCAGGAUCGGAGUGCGGGCGUGUCUUCGGUCAAGAUCGUUAAAAAUGGAUUAAUGUGCCCAAAUACCUGUUCAUCUGGUUGUUCUGUGGCUUCACAAAGUACUGGACGGCUUUCAGCGAUAGGAAUCUGGAGCCCCUUAUUAAGAGAUAUUUCUCCCACUGAUGGACAUUGUUGGUCUAUGAAUAAAUGUCAAUCAAGUAAAUAACCAUUGUGUUUUUUAAGUAUUGCAUUUUUACAGGCAUUAAGCCUUUGACAAAAUUAUUUUGAUACCUGAAUAUUGAUUUUCAAAUAUGCCUAAAAUGAUUCACUUUGGGGGGAUAUAUUAGAUAUUAUCAUUUGUGUUCCCUAUCACCACUAACAUAUAUAGGCUGUGUUCGAAAACAACAAACUAACGGCUUCUGUUAAACCAAUAGUUCCGUUUAUCAAUACUUUGUGAUGUAGUCAGUCAGUCAGUCAGUAACAACGUAGAACUUCGUACGUACGUACGUCAUUUCGAGUCGCCACACCACAUUAGCACAGAGAUGCAGUGGUCGAUUCAAAUCCCGUAGUGGUAGAGGUAAAAGAGUAUAAGCAGUAUUCGGGAAGAUUAGUGUUUGGAGAUGUUAUUUAAAGAGUAUAAUACAGUGAAAUAAAUUUGGAAAGAGGAAAAAAGGGACAAGGAGGAAUCAGGAGAUUAAAAUUUGAGAGAACACAAAGAGUGUAUGCACCUGCGCCAUUGCAAACGAUUUUGAGCCAUGUCAUCCAGGGUCUCUAACCAUCGGUUGCUAUCAUCUCGCGGUCCCCAACCAGGUAGUCUACACCUACCAACAUGACUCAGUCAACUUGUCAGUGACUUCAUGGACUUGUGCCAUGUUUUCGUCUGGCCGCCUCUAGCUUUCUUCCAACCUACUCCUAUAUCACUGAACAUCGCACGUCGAGGCAGUCGGUCGUUGGGCAUACAUAACACGUGUCCCAGCCAUCUCAACUGAUGAAGUUUCACUACGUCAUCAAUUGAUUUGCCAUCCUUACCUAGUACCCGUUUCCCAACAACUGCAUUACUUACUCGAUGGACCCACGAUAUACGAGCAAUAUUUCGAAGACACCUAUGAUCAAAUACAAGUAACCUACGAAUAUCCUCUACUCUUACCGGCCAUGUUUCACUGCCAUAAAGUAGGACGGAACGAACUGCUGCUCAGUAAACACGUCCUUUGGUUGAUAGACGGAUAUCUCGCCUACGCCAUAAAUGACGCAAGUUGGUAAAAGCUAGUCGAGCCUUCUGUAUCCGUGCUGAGAUUUCGUCACACACCAGAUCACAAGGGCUGAUGAGACUUCCAAGAUAAGUGAAGCGGUCGACACACUCAACUACUUCACUCCCUAUCACUAGUUCGGGUGUCGAUGUAACCCAAUCCUGAAGCAACAUUUUGCAUUUCGAGGGGGAGAAUCGCAUACCGAACAUGCUUGCAUUGUUGCUUAGAGUGGUCAGAAGACUGCAUUUUGUCAGCGUCUUCACCAAAUAGAACUAUGUCAUCUGCAUAUUCUAAGUCAACAAGUGAACCUCCUGGUAGAAGUUCAACCCCUGGAAAUCUAGACGAGGAAAGUGUUAUCUCUAAAAGUACGUCGACGAUUUUGUGAUGUAGACGAUUAUUUAAUAGCUUAACAAUUCAUCUCGAAACCAUGCCAUUGGAAUUUGAUACACGGUAAAUUUGGGUGAAAUUAAGUUUAACUUCUAAUUAAUAUUUAUCUUUUUUAGAACUUUUGGAUUUCCAAAUUUUUUUUGAUAAAAACAUGUGGUAGUUGGAACCCCUGUACAUUGAAACCAAAUUCUUAUGUGACAGACUAAACUGGCUUUCGGUAGGGCUGGUCUAAAAUGAAUUUCAAAAGUGGAUAAUAAGGAAAAUAUUUUGAUUGCAUCACACACUGUUUACUGGAUGAUUAUAAAAUUUCAGUCAAGUGGUUCCAUUUAAACUUCUCGUAAUCAGAAAUCUUAUUUCUAUACUUAUUCAUUUCUUAAAUUCAUCUGCUUCAGGUCCAUUUGAAUGUCAUUCUGUCUAAGUUGCUUCACUAGUUGUGCUAAUGCAAAGUGCUUUAAAUUUGUCUAGUUCAUUGUUGUAUGGUUUUCUACAUUUAUUCUAACAAAGUAAAGAGGUUCACUGAGAUCCAUGACAUUAAUUUGUUCGUGGAAAUCCAGUUGACUUACCUUGUGAACCAAUCGGCUGGGUUUGUAUAUUAUAUCAAAGACGUUACUCUAAAGAUCGGCUUUUAAAACGGGUCUUGUUGAAUGCAUCGUAAAUUGUGUACUUGUUUUUUCAUUUUCUUUAGCUUAUACAUUGACCGUAAGUGUUCACAAUGAGGUCAACUACAUAUAAUAGGGGUAUCUUCACGGCCUAUAUUUUUCCCUGCACAUGCUUGAAUUAUGGUAUCGUUGCAUAUCAGAUAAUGAUUUUCAGCAAACAAACUCUAUUUUUUAGUAGAUCGGUUCAAACAAAUUGUUGUUAUUCUGUAUACCGAAUUUUAAUUAAAAUAAUCUAUAGAAUUGCUAGAAAUUCCAGAAUGCUUGUUUUGAUGAUGAAGCAUUAUAAACAUGGCGUAUAAAAUUGUUUUCUACUUUUAAAAAUAUUGAAAGUUGUCUGACCAGUAUCUCACUGAAUCACUUAUGACCAAAUAAUACCUUAUUUAACAUACUCCUAGAUAAUGAACUUAUUGUCAAUGAGUCUCGUACUUGAAAAAUCUCAGCAAAUAUAGGGAACACGAGAACUGGCGAUCAAUAUCAUGAUGCUCAGACUGUAAACUACAUAGGAAACUAAUAUAAACGAGAUAGGUCAGAUAGUGUUCAUGUCCUGGCAGCAUUUAUCAAAUGGGCUAGGACCUUGUUAUUUUGUUAACGAACUUUUGAUUGUUAAAGUAAGAGAAUCCUGGUUAGCGAAAUGACCGAUUGAUGGACGGUUAUGUGAAAACUGUUGACGUAUGCUCAUACAUAAACUAAUAUCAAGACUACAUAUGCUCAGUAGAAUAGGCUUUUGUAAUAGGAUAAUGUAUUUUCUGCAAAAUGUCGAUAAAAAUGUCAAACUAGCUAAAAUCGACAUUUUCCAAGUCCGAUUAAUUCAUUGCAUUUCGUAGCUUACUCGACUAAACACAAGAUAAUCCGUUUAAUUAGUUUAAAAUGUUAACAUGUUUGUAAAUUAACAGAUGAAUAAUGAAUAAGAACUUUCGUCUAAAUUUAAUCGAAUAGUUUCACUGUAUUUGGGCGCGGUGUUGGUAUGAGACACUAAAGAGGAAGAAUGUAGUUGUAAAACCUCAGCGGAAGAAUUUGAAGUAAACGUUGGAUUUACUUCGAAUUCGCUGAGAUUUUACAAAUACAUCCUUCCUCUUCAAUGUCUAACAGAUCAAUAGGUAAUCAAAAAAUAGCGAAUUGUUUGAUGAAUAAAACUUUAAUCAAGUGAAGAUUAACAUUGUAAUGAAGUGCUUACUAGUAGUUGAAGUGAUAGUUCCAAAUAUUGUAUACUUCUGCACUAAGUAAUAUGAGGGAUUGAUCGAGAGCGUAUAAACAAAGGAAAAAGAUUUUGAACCGAGCCCACUGAAUCGCAAUAACAGUAUAAAAGAACGAAAGUAUUGGAAAUAAGGAAGGUUAAUUAUUAGCUGGCAUACUUAGGUUAGAUUUUAGCCUUUUGAUAACAAUGACAACGCACAUCAAUAUGGCAGCAUUAUUUUUAAAAUAAUUGGUUUGGAUGGGCUCACCAUAUCCAACCCAUGUCUGUGUUCUGUAGGUGUUUUGGUCCACUAGACGUGGUUUUUCCAGAAUAUUGUGAAUCUAAAAUAAUAUAGCGAAAUAGUACUAAGCCCAAUAGGUCUAGAACUUCGACAAGACUAUCAAAAACUCAAAUUCGAAGUACGCAGCAUGAAAUUUUAUUGUAUUAUCAUCAGUUUAAACACAACAUGAAAUAUUUAACCGUACAGUAAAUGUAAUGGUUAUUUGCCACAAAUCUCUUCAAGAAGAAGCGAAGGUGCCCACCAUUUUGUCUUUCAGAUGUACCUGCUUUAUACAUAAAUGUUAAUUGAUAAAUGCACUUGGAAGUGAUGUAUGAUGGAUAUUCGUUUACCUUCGUUUGCAUUACUAAACACUGUGCUAUCUACAUUGGUAUGUUUUAUAGCAUAAAAUAUAGUCACGAACUCUUCAUCGAAUGUUUUUAUCAAGCACAGUUGCCUAGCUCUUUAGUGAAGGAAGUUUAUUAGGCUGUGUUAAUAGUUUAUUGUUGUAAACAAUAUAAGUGUAAAUGUUGCCUCCAAUGUAUCAGUCAAGUUUCUUGCCCUAAUUCUCUGAAAAUAAAUGUUUCUGUACAUUUUAGCCUAUUGUGAAAUAUUAUUAUUAUUAUUAUAAUUUCAGCCUAUUGUGAAAUAUCGAUAACACUCUCGUCCUAUCUGCUACUCUGUUAAUCUCAUUCGAUUUCUAAAUUUUCUAUCAUUGCUGUUUUUGAGUUGUCAUAAAUAUAAGUCAGUCAGUCACAACGUAUUAAUAUAAAUCUAACCCAUCUUAAAUUCCUAACAUGAGGCUUACAGAAUGUAUUUGCAUUCGACUUUAAUUCCGUUUAUUACUAUUGUUGUACCUACUUCAUUUUUCUGUGGUGGGUUUUUUACCAUAUAUUAGCGAUGAUAUUUUAAUAACUUUAAGGCACCCACUCUUGUUCUCGUCAGAAAUCUUGUAUCUGGCCCUUACCCCAGUUAUUAUUUCCAUUGUUUAACAAUCUAGAUUUAUAUGUAGUGAAGGUGAAUUCCCGACAUGCGGAUUCAUUCCAAAACACCUACUAUUGUGACUCCAACAUAUCUGGAUAUAUCAUCCAAGUAGUUCUCAUUUCAGUUUCUUCAUUACCACCAGUACUCGUUGAAACAAUAAAUAAAUCUUUCAUUAUGCUAAAUAGCUUUAAAUAAAAAGAAUAUUUACAUUGUAUAAUGAGAUUCUGCUCACCUUGGCUCUCUAAAUGGGAUCCUGGAGAUAGUGCCAGCAAAAUAAAUUCAUGUGUAAUUAGGUAUGGACCAGUAUCAAACUAAUAGCUUAACAACUUUGUUUUCUUUUCGUAUUUUGCCUAAUUAUUUAAAAAUAAUCAAAAUAACUUCUUGGAUGAGUCUUGUUUAAGUAGUUUUCCGUUAAUAAAUAUUUUAUGAUGUUUUUUGUACCUGUGUCUACUUUUCAGAGUUUUGAACUGCUUUGUAUGAUUCGUAUCUUAAUGUUCUUGCUUAGAUAAGUUUACGGUCGAAUAAAAUUGACACAACUAUACAAGAUGUCACUUCCAUUCUUAGAAAUGCCCAGGCUAGGUCAUAUAGACCAUAUCGCUUGGAAAAAUUUUGGUAUUCCGAGUCCUUGAUAUUUCCUCUUUAAAUAGUUUGGUAUUCACCGAUGGAGUGACACAGGAUAUUGUGGUUGGAAUUUAUGUUCCAGUGAUCAAGGUGGACUGCCUCGUGACCUAUUUUAAAUUGAUUUCCAGAAUUUAUCUAAUUCAAAUCUUAUCUCCGUAAUAUUAAGACUAUUCGUAGAACUGGCCUAGAUGAGACAAAAAAAUUUCCAUUGUUGUCAGAUUGUGUUGAUAUUUUCAUGACAAUUGCAUCGACUGUUUUCUUCAUUUUUCAUCCAAGAAUCAUAAGAAAAGCCUUUAGUCCAUCAGAAAAGAGCUUAUGCGAACAUCCAAAAAAGUCCACGCGGAAGCAUGAUUUAACUCUGAGUAGCUUCAGAACGAAAUACUAAAAGUAAGAAACUUUAAAUUAUUAGUAAGUUUUCGACAAGACAGAUCAUCACAAAAGUUACUUAACAUUCGUUCAGUUUUAUUAGUAUGUUGAUACGACCGCAUAAAAUCUAGUAUUUCUAUUCUUUAAGUUGUAUUGAAUCUUGUCUAAAGGUUUCAAGACGUAAACGACUGUUUUAGUUUACAACUAACCGGGUCAGUGAUUCACAAAUACAAGCUGUAAAGUUACUGUAGGAAUGAAAACGGUAAUGAUUUGCAAAUAAUGUGGUCUUUUCGUUGAAACUGUUGUCUAACUUACGAUAUUGGGAAUAAUCUAACUGUUGAAUUAUUUACUCUGUAUCCAUAUAAUGAAAAUGGUAUGUAUUUCUGUUUUACUGCUCGAUGUGUAACAAAUGUAAAAUAUAUGAUUUUAUUCAUCAAGUAUUUAACUUGUUAUAGUUCUGUAUUCUUACUUGUUUCCUAGUAUGCCCUUUAAAAUGCACACUUCUAAAUUUGACUUGUACAAUGAAACGUCCUCAUAAAUGCUGUCAUCCAGAAUGUCUUGCUGGAUGUUACGGUGAUGGCCCAAGUAUGUGCGUUGCGUGUAAGAAUGUUAUGCAUAAAAAUCGAUGCGUCUCACAAUGUCCAGGAGGAACUUUUAAAGUAGGUUCGCAUCCAAUUUUAAAUCUCAUAUGGCCUUUUAAUUACUGACAGAGGUUCUUUGGUUGAUAACCGAGUUCACUUAGUUUAAAAUGAUUACUAAUUAAGUUAUUUUACCUGAUCUUUUUACUGAGUAGAUUAAACUGCUUAAACGUGCUUCAUUUUCAAAAUAAUAUAUGUGUGUUCAGUGUAUAUCAAACAAGUUUAGAACAAAUAUAAUGAGCUAAAGUGUGUCAAUUACUUUUUUAGUUGCAUUAAUUCUGUUUUAUAGUAAUUAUUGAGUCCCCUUUAUCAGCUGUCAUGCCAAAACGAUUUAUUCCAAUUUUUCGAACCAGUGUGUACACUUAACAUUUAUAUACUUUCAGCUGCCUCUCAAUUUGCACGUUAAUAUGAUGGUCUAAUUUCGUAGUUGGUAUAACUGGUGAAUAAAUAAAGCAUUUCCCCAUCUAGCCAUUUAGCCAUCCACGUUGGGAGUGAGUUCUAUUCUUACUCUAAAAGUUGAUCAUAAUGUAACUAAAAGACUGUAGUCAAAAAAUUAUCCUGAUAUACUGGUAAAAAUAGUCAAGGUCCUUUUCUCUAGAUCCGAAAGUUCAUGAGUUUGAUUUCAGUAGUAUUUGUAGUCUCGAUCUUUAUCUUAUUUCAUUUGCUUCUUUUGUCUUUCUUAUCUAUAGUCUGCCAAGACUGUUGGUAUUAUUGCUGUUUUUAAUUCACUGGUUUUCGUUGUUGUUUUGCUCUUAUUAUGUUGGUGUAAUUUGUGGUUACAUAGGCAGAUAAACACCUAUAUUACGUAAUUCGUCUCCCAAGUUUCACUUUCUCUACAUUGUUUCGGGGCUAAAUGCUAGGGAUAUCACAGAGGCAGCACAUCUGAACCCAUAUAAAGUUAUGUAACCUAUUCAAAUAGCAGAUUUCCAGCUUUAAGGCGUCGUCUCACAAACAACUGUUGUGGAAUUAAAGAUAUACAGCGACGUAAUCAAACUACCCUGGAUUGGUAUGUGUUAGGAAUACCGUUGUAGAGUCAAUUUUUAUCUUUACUUGCUUUCUUUGUCGGUUGCAUUGAAGUGUUACCAUGUACGUUUGCUUGUUCCUUACGCACUGAGCUAGCUCGCAUACAGUACUUCCUUUGCCGUUUAAUUUCUAACCUUUCCGACAUCAUAGGUACGGAAUUGGUGAUAAUAUUAAAGGUUUUUUAUUUGUCGCACUAAUUGGAAAAGCUUUUUAACUACCUCCAACUUCUUCACCUCUAUGGGUUAAUGUAGACUUACGCUCCUGUUUCAGAGCAGAACAGAUGAAAUACCUACAACUGCAUAUUUGUUUAACGUUGUCUAAUUGUAAUAAACUUGUGAUAGAAUUUCGCCAUUCCUGAGAAAUUUUCAGUUCACACGUCUUAUGAAAAGUCGUACUAAAUGUUUACAUAUUUAAAAUUAAUUAAUUUUUUGCAUUUUGAAUUAUUGUCUGCGCUCAUUUAUCAUCGAUUACGUUCCGUUAGAUUUUUUCAUCAUUUCUACUUAUAGUAUCUUGAUCGGAGAUGCGUCACAGAACAUCAAUGCUUAGCUCAAUUGCCCAAUUUAACGUAUGAUGAUUUCCCAUAUAUGUCAGAUCAUCACGCAAAUAAUUUUUCAAAUAAUUCAUUCCCACGGGAUAUCAUGGCUAAAAUAGACUCGGAUUUCACUAUUUUCAAUGGAUCUUGCCUUUUAAAUUGUCCUGUGGGUUAUAAGAAGUCAUCUAAAACCGGUCAUUGUUACCCUUGUGGAGAUCAGUGUGAACUUAAACGUGAGGUUACCAAUUUUACUUUACAGUACUAAUUAAUGUCAUCAUAAUGAACAAUUUUUGACCCUAACCACGUACAACAACAAUUUUCAAGGAUGUGAGACUUUCUGUGGAUUGAAUGCACUAACAUGUUAUUAAUUGAAAAGUUACAGUUUUGGUUUAUAAUAAUACUAAUGAUAAUAAUAACUAUUGAACCACUUUCUUUGCAAAAGGUCAUGGACUGUCACCUUAUUUAAACAAAAUGAUUCUAUUCUUGAUGUAUUUACAACAUAUUAGUACAAAAUAAAUAAACUUGGACGAUGAGAGCUGAUUGCUUAAACCUCUGAUUUGCCAUUACACGGAAUUGAUGCCCGCCUACAGGAACCGGGGGUCAGAUUUCAGACGUUUAGAUCUACAGUUUAACGUUCUGUCAACUGAGCUGGUUUGGCGUUUUGUGUUAGUAACAUACAAAGUCUAAACUUUACGUUAAUUUUGACUCUACUUAAUCGAGUGAAUUACAUCCCGAAAUCGUAACAGUGUUCAAAAUGAGGUUGAAACAUGACUUUAUAUAAUUUGGUCAUGUUUUAACUGACUGAAUGUUCUUCUUAAAGUGAGUAGUUGCUCUAAUAGUUUGUUGUUAAGGUCCAUGACAUUCUCAUGAUAAUCACUUAUUUCUGAAAUGUUCGUUGAUCAAAGAAUACAAGAGCGUACAUAGUUGGUAUUUGGAAAAGACAUUGCUGUGAUCAUUCUAGAUAUUUGAGAUGUGUACAUUAGAGAUACUGUUAAGUUACAGUGUAUCGUACCUCAUACAUCAAUUAUCUUCUAUACAUCAUUCAGAAUUUCUACAUCUAAAUAUAGUGACAAAAAUUUUGUUCUGCCAUCAUGUUCAUGAUGAUUCAUAGUUUGUUACUAAAUCUACUGCAUUGUAGUUAAUUGGAAACUUUUUUCAUUUUUCUUGUAAAUACCUAUUUCAUCUUACCAUAGUCCAGUUACAGUUUUAAUAUUUCUUUUAGUGAUUUUUAACUAGUAAAAGUCAUCCAAAUAUUUAUGAAAGUAGUCGUCUAAUUCCAUCUGAUCAUCAAUCAACAACUGUAUAUUUCUGACGGUGCUCUAUCGAAUCGUUAUAAUCACAUGCCUUUUUUAAACUAACAUAUAUGUGUAUUUUCCACAGGAGUAUUUCGUUUGUUUAAUUUUAUUCAGACAAUGAAGAUUAAUUGUUGUAUUCGUCAUUAAAUUGCUCGAAAAUUAUUAAGAAGUGCAAUUUGAUUACUGUUAAUAUUUGGAACUGCUUUUACAGAUUGUCGUGAAUUUUUAAUACAUAGUUUGAAAGUACUUGAUACUCUGGCUGGUUGCCAUUCGGCUAAAGCUAUUUACCUUAGUAUUCAAGAAGGUCAACCGGAAAUCGUGGCUGUCUUAUUGGACAAGGCAUUUGCAAAUCUAAGAGUGAUAUAUCAUAGUCUGCGUAUAGUACGCUCUUCUGUUCUUGAUAAUUUAAAUUUUCUACGACACGUUCGUUUUAUUGGUCGAAUAGGGGGAAAUAUUUCCAAUCAUCCAAUAGUUUUUGAAUUAUUUGGAAAUGACAAUUUACGUGAUCUUUGGCCUAUAACAAAUGGUGCUAAUAAUACUGAUGAUGGCCUACAAAUUUUAUCUAAUGGUUUAAUCCGCAUCACGCAGAAUCGUCAGUUGUGUCCUGAGAAGAUUUUUGAACUAUUCGAUUCUAAUAAAAUCAAAUUAGGGGGAAAUAAUAUCACACUUACACAAGCCGAACGUGAAAUGAUAACAAUUACAAAUGGAGAUUUAGCUUAUUGUAAGUUCAAAUGUGUAAUGUAAUUUGAUUAGGUGGUACCAUUAACAAUUUCUCACAUUCUUUUUCCUUCGAACCUUUUUUAAAUAAGCACUUUUAUAAUACAGCUUUUUAAACAACUGGAUAGGUGUUUGGUCAGGUAUUUCAUAACGUCGUUAUAUAUACUGAUGUUUUACUUGUAUUUACUUGUGUUGUUUACGAAAAUGAGAGGAUGGAAACCGAAUGUCCAGCCCUUUAACCGGAUCCCAAACCAAUGGUGCACAUGGGCUCCAGUAUCCUGUGGGAACAAACGGCGUAUGAACCAAUUUCUUGGUCACCGGCUACCAUGGGACUGCAUCUCCCCACGAUGCUCCACUACCUUGUGGGUCAAAACUUUAGGUCAAAGGCUCGGGGUGUGGACCCCUAAGAAAACCACCUGCUUCGAUCUGGGCACCCGGGCAGUAUCACAACCCAUACAAAAAUGAUGAACUGUCUACUUAUGGAAAAUAUUCUUCUUGCUCCGAAUAACAAUAAAAUGACUCACAUCAUUAUUAUUACUUUUAUUAUUAUUAUUAUUAUUAUUAUUAUUAUUAUUGUUAUUAUUUACUACGUCAUUUAUUCACCCUCUUUUAUUCCCAUUCUGUGUAUACUUAUUUUUUGACUUAUACAGCAACUCGGCUGUGGCGGAAAUUCGGCUCUAUCUAAACGUUUUCGAGUCAGCGCCUGGUUGGAAAUCGUAUGCUGCCACCAAGUACGAGUACUGAAACAGUUUUUCUGAAACCACGUGCACCAUUCAAACUGACUGCCUUCAACGAACGCACACUUAUGCAGGUCGGACAACCGAUAGGGCUGACUAUGUCUUUGAAAAGUCUUAAUAUCGAUGUCUGCUGUCUAUUCGAGACCCGUAUUCAAGACUCUGGUGAAGUACUACAAAUUCGCUCUCCAUCUGUCGCUUCGAAAAGCUUGUUUUACGUGCGCUUAUCCGGGGACCCUGUGGCAUGUUCGUCUGGUCUUGCUGGCGUUGGUGUCGCACCAAGCGCUAGAGAUGAGGCAGCACUAAUCGAUUGGAUCCCCAUUAACAGUCGGUUAUGUGCUGUUAGAUUAGAAAGUUCCAUCAAAGUGAGAAGAAACGGGCGUGAGAAACGAUGUGUUUUCGUCAUCUCCGCUUAUGCCCCGACAGAUUACAGCCCGGAUGCAAUCAAGGAUGAAUUCUACCACCAAUUAUCUAUUCUCCAGAAAGUGCGUUCGACAGAUAUUGUAGUACUAGCCGGAGACUUGAAUGCUCAGGUCGGGCGUCUAGGCACAGAAGAGAGUCGUUUAGGUGGCCGAUGGGGAAUUGUUGAUCGCAGGACAGAUAACAGGGACCGUUUACUGCAACUGUGCACAAACCACAACCUGUUUCUGGCUAGCACUAACUUUCGACACAGUCAUCGCCGAUGUGCCACCUGGCGUCCUCCCUCUGCAUCUCAAGCCUGGACUCAGAUUAAUCACAUCGCGAUCAGCUACCGCUCUCGUGGUUGUGUACAAGACUGCCGCUCCUUUUGGAGUACCUAUCUGGACUGUGAUCAUGCUCUGGUGUGUACCAAUCUUACCUUACUUUUCAGUGGACAACGAAGUGACCGCCACCAACGGAUUGGUGUUAGCAAGCUGGUUGCAACUUUUUUUGCUAGUAAGUAUCGAAUCGAGCUAGCUUCUAGGCUAGCUACCAUUCCACCGAAAAGUAUAGAUGAGCAUUGGUCGCAAUUGCAUGACGCCAUGAAAAUGGUGGGUGCAGUCAGUUAUGGGUUCGCGAAACGUCCCGCUUACAAGCACUGGGUUUCUUCAGGUUCCUUACAACUCAUUGAAGCCCGUCGGUCUACUCCGGGUGACCGUGAGUUUGACCAUAAACGAAGGAUGUUACGUAAUGAAAUUGGGCAAAGCUUGCGUAAGGACCGAGAAGCCUGGUGGUCGAAGCGUGCUAAUGAGCUAGAAGCAGCAGCUGCAUCUGGUAAUUACCGGAAGCUCUUCCAACUCAUCCGAGCCACUGGCAGCAAGAAGUCUGGUGUGAGCGAAACAAUCUGCGAGGAUGAUGGGAGGCCGAUCACUAACAUCCAUCGACGUCUUGGACGAUGCGCAGAAUUUUUCGAAGGGCAGUUCAACUGGCCUGCUGCUCCAGCAACAUCGGUCAGACUGUUCUGCCUUCCAUGGCCGGUGACGACUAAUCCACUAAAUGAGGCGGAAGUCCGCAAGGAACUCCAUCUCAAGCGUUACAAAUCACCUGGCCCAGAUGACUUGCCUCCGGCUACUUUUAAAGAUGGUGGUGACUUUGUGACUAAGGAACUGACGACGUUGUUUACAAAGGUCUGGGAGUUAGAGAGUGUAUCAACGUCAUGGAAUGAGUCGAUAGUUGUCCCUAUCUUUAAAAAGGGUUCACGUCGUUCCUGUAACAACUAUCGGGCGAUAAGUCUACUUCCGAUUGCGUCCAAGCUAUUGGCUUCCGUCAUACUUCGUAGGUUGUUCAAAACCCGAGAAAGAUUGGCUCGCGAGGAGCAGGCUGGGUUUCGUUCCGGUCGAGGAUGUAUUGAUCAUAUCUCCACCCUCCGCCAAAUGUUAGAACACCGUCAUACUUAUCAAAGGCCAACAAUCGUAGUGUUUCUGGACAUUAGGGUUGCCUUCGACUCGUUGAACAGGACUGUUCUCUGGGAUUGUCUAUUGAAGAAGGGUGUGCCUGAGAAGUUCAUUAACACCCUAAAGGCCCUAUAUACAAACACCUCAGGUAGAGUGAGGGCAUACAACCACCUUUCUCCAUUGUUCCAUUCGAGCAGUGGGGUUAGACAGGGUUGCCGAAUCUCACCAUUCCUCUUCAAUUUUGCCAUCGAUGACAUUCUGGAAACAGCUCUGAUGGAUGUAAGUAAUGGUGGUGUGGAUCUGUUGCCUGGAGAAAGACUUCUCGACAUUGAGUACGCGAUAAUGCCCAAGCCAUACAAUCCGCCAUUAAUCAGUCGGCAAUCAAUGUCCGUAGGUAUGAUAUGUGCUUUGCACCUUCGAAGUGCAAAGUACUUCUACAAGACUGGCAGGAUUCUAAUCCUGUACCCACCCUGAGUGGUGAGCAGGUAGAAGUAGUCGAUAAGUUCGUGUAUCUGGGUAGCUGCAUAAGUGCUGGUGGUGGCGUGAGUGAUGAGAUCACUGCACGUAUGGUGAAAGCCAGAGCGGCUUAUACCAAUCAGGGCCAUGUUUUGUGCCUUCGUGUUGUUAGUCUGGCUUUAAAAGGUGGGAUCUACAACGCAUCGGUGAGAGCAGUUUCGCUUUAUGCUUGUGAAACCUGACCUCUCUGAGUUGAGGAUGUUAGACGACUCUCUGUGUUCGAUCAUCGUUGUCUCCGAAGGAUUGCUGACAUCCAGUGGCAACACCAUGUUAGUAAUGCAGAGGUUCGGCAUCGUGUGUUAGGGCACAGGGAUGAUAAUGCACUUGGUGUCACCAUCUUGAAACACAGACUUCGGUGGCUUGGACAUGUUCUACGAAUGUCGUCCCAGAGAAUUACACGUCAUGCAUAAUUUGCCGACACUGGGACUGGUUGGAAAAAGCGGAGAGGUGGUCAGUGUAUGACAUGGUGUCGUGGUAUGAAAGAAAGCUGCAAAGGGUUGGCGUGUGUUGGUUCUUCACGACUCCCUGGCUGAGGUCCUAGAGAUGGGGCAACACAGUGGCUAGAGGCGUUAUGAGAUAUGGCUCAGAAUAGAAGCCAGUGGCGAUCCUGUUGUAACCUUCUUUUACUUUUUUUCAUAAAAAAUGGUUGUUUCUUCCUUAACUGAAAGAUUUCUUCUGAUUAUACUUUUCCGUUUUCCCCGUUAUUAUUAUUAUUAUUACUACACUACAUUACACUAAUCUGUUCUUUUUUUACGCCCCUUACCUCCUUUUUUUCUCUCUUCGAAUUCUCAUUGUUUUGUGUGGCGCAUAUAUAUUGGCGCUCUCUUGUACCAAUAUUUAUGUGUUCAAAUAAAAAGAAAAAUUUACUUGGAACUUAUUGAUAUAUCAUCAUUUGUUGUAAAUUUAAACUCAAUGGUAAACGAAUAUUCCCAAAUGAAGGUAUUUUAAAGUGAACUUUUACAGAAUAUGAGAUUUAUCACGUUGUUUUAUCGACAAUAUGCUAGUGUUGAUGAGAACAUUACAUUCAUGUGGACACUUAACAAACCAUUCACAGUUUCAAAGGCAUUCGUCCUACGAAGAUCCAGGUAAUAUGUUAGUACUGUUGCUACUUUGAAAACUAUUUAUAAAACCGCACAUCAUAUACAUGACAGUAUGCGUAAUGAUCAACUGGUUCAAUGAAAUGUUUAGAGACUGUUAGGUACAACUUUACUAUUGUGAUGGUUUUCACCAAAGACCAGAUUUUCUCCUCCGAUUCCACUUGUAGUGUGUUGUUAAGUAUCUGUCUGCUGCCCUCAGUCAGAAUUAUUAACAAGAAGUGACUGAGAGUGGAACUAAUUUUUGAAGAAUAAACCUCGUGGAAAUCAUUGUAUGACAUUCACGCUAGAUUAUCCUUUGGUAUUUAAGCGCUAAGCCUGCGUUUCAAGGGAUCAAAUGGUUCUGGGCUACACGUAAUGUUACACUCUACCUAUCAAGUUUUUUCUAUUAUUUGUUACUUGGUUACUACACACAAAUUAUUUGGAAGUGAUUGCGAUCAACCUUUUUUAGUCUUCAUAGAUAGUUUGCCUUUAUUAUCCCUGUUUCGCGACAGUAUAAAAAAUAUGCUAAUCUGAGACCAGUCAACUGUAGUCCUAAACAUCAGUGGGAAGAUUCAACCAAUCAAUACGAGAUUAAUUAAUUUAAUCUGUGUUUUGUAUUUUGUCAUGGUAUUUCCACAGCGAAAUAUUUUGGCUUUAAACCUCAUUAUGAUGAAGGAAAAGAUUAUUUAUUUUAGUUGCUAUAACAGCUUUUCUUUGUGUACAAACUCAGCUAACUCCGAAACAUUCUGUUUAUAUAAGAGAAAUUUGGAGAAAUUAUAUGUUAUGAUUACCUUAAGUCGUUUAAAAUCAAUAUGUCCACUUAUUAAUUCUAUUUUUUAAUUAUGAUUUUACACUUAGGUAAUUGGCGUAAAUUCGACAUAAAACUUAGCGGUCUUAGUUCACAUAGUGUUCGUGUUACAUGGCCUUAUCCGUCUACCAUUCAGUUUAACGAUAAAUCUAUGAAUGAUAACUUUUCAGAUGGUUUAAAUUCUAGUUAUGUGGAUGAACUUGUUUUAAUAUAUCUUUUCUAUCAGCCAGCCCCUAAAGAUAUUCAAAAUAUUGUCAAUGACCGAAGAGUUUACGAUAAGAAUUCAUGGCGUAUGUUAACAGCAUCAUGUGAUUCAAAUCCUGGAGAUAAUGUUCGAAAACUUCCGCAUUUAGAAUUCGAUUGCGGAUUAACUUUAUUUAAAUUAGAAUCUGCUAUGCGUUAUGUUGUCUACGUGGAGAUGAAAUUUCCUCUGAAACAAACUGGCGCUAUUAGUAAUUUGGUUUACUUCACAACAUUAUCGAUCAAUCCAUCUCCUCCUCAGUAUUCCUGGUUGGAACCUGUGGAUAAACAUUCACUUCGCUUAACGUGGAUGCCUCCAGCUAAACCAAGUGGGAUCAUUGAUACUUAUUUGAUAUGGAUUCAUAUUCUUGAAGAUAAUCCAUCCGAUUAUUUGACAAGGGAUUUCUGUAUACACAAACCUAACUGGAUCCACUCGGGUUGGGAUACAAAUUUACCGUUUGAACACACAGAUCAUAUUAAUUUUGAAAGGGGUUAUUGUGAUUCUUGUCUGUCUUGUCCUAACUUGCAUGAAAUUGAACAACUUUCAAAUAUACAGACAAUUUCAUCUUCAAAUGAAAAUUAUUGGCCCUCGUCUGUGAGCAAAUGGAUGACAGAUGAUUUUGGGAACAUUUUGCCAGUAUAUAUUGUGGAUGAAAAUUUUUCACUCAAAUCCGGUACAGUAGGUCUAAUUGUACAAAAGAACAUUUCAACUUAUUUCAAAGAUAUUUCAUAUUUCCAAACGAAUUCUCAUAAAACUUGUAUUCAGUCAGUUAAUGAAAAUGUAAAAUAUUUAACAGGAUUGUCACCAUUUACAAGAGUACUUGUUGAAAUACAAGCUUGUUUAGAGUACGAUUCAAUUUCUCAUGAAAGAUCAUUAAAAACAAAAUGUAGUCACCCACCACCUUGGUUUAAUAGGAAAUCUGGAAGUAUUGUUAAUCUCAAUCAACAUCAAUGGGCCGCCUGCGAGUAUGAACUAUGCAGUCCAAGAUCUACUGUGAUAAAUCGUGUAAAUCCUCAUGUCGAAUCUGAUAUCAUUCCUGUAUCCUCAAUUUACGCAUCGACUACUGGUCCAGGCAGUGUACGUAUUACAUGGUCCAGUCCUAUUAAACCGAAUGGUUUAAUUAUACAUUAUAUAUUACGUUAUAGACCAAGAAAUCAUGACAAUCAUACAGAUAAUUAUUCAUUUUCGGACAUGUCUGUACCAUGGUUAACAAAAUGUAUACCGCUAAGCCAUUGGGCAACAGUCAAACCAGAACAGAAAUCAUUAACUUCAAGUUUAUUUGCGGGUUUUAAUAAAAAGAUGGUAUCACAAAGUGAACGUGAUUCUAAUGGUAACAGUAAUACUGCUGAAGGCGGGAUCUUAAUCAAAGAUCUGUCCCCAGGUAGCUAUGAAUUUCAAAUUUUAGCCAUUUCGCUUGCUGGUAGUGGAGAAUGGAGUCCUACUGGGAUUUUCAAUAUUCCAUUCUAUAUAGAUCAUAAUGGCAUAGUAAACUGUAUGUUUAUUAGAUUUUCAUUAUCCAUAAUUUAUAUCAUCUCGUUAUUUUAAAUCCAUGUACAGUAAUUAUUAACACGAUAAUUUGACUAGUUACAUUUGUAUUCAUUGUUCUCUGUCACUAAUAAUAUCUGCUAAUGAUUCUGUACUUUAGAAACACACUCAUUCUAAAACAACAAUGGGUUCAAGUCGACAAUAUGUUUGUAUGAACCAAUUCUCUUAUUUUAAGUAAAGAUGGUUACCAUCUAUCCACUAUCUUAUAAAAAGGGUGAUGAAUUUUGUUAUUUCGAAUUUAAUUUUUUAGAAUCUUCCUGUUGUCGAUAUUUAAAAUAUGUCCAACUAACGAUUCCUAUAUAGUGCGAAACAUGCAUUAUAGAUCCCAUUUCUAGCUCGAAUACUGGUAACUUAAUAGCAAUAUCUCGACAAUCCGCUCAAGAUGCACAGUCUCAUCAAAAUUCAGUUCUUAAAAUCGACAACAGAAUGAUCCGAAAAGUUAGAGAGAAAAUGAUUAGAAUUCUGAUUGUUAACUUAUUUGAUAAUAUGUGACAGACUUUUGGAAUGUUAUAAUUUUGUCGAUCAUAUAGAAAUAGGUUUUGUCAAUCAUAGAUAUCAUAGAAUAAGUUUAUUUCUGACAAAAAAUGUAGGUGAUUAUUUAAAACGUACUUCAGCGAUCAUAGAAUAUGAAGUGUUAUUUUUAAAGGUGAAUUUACAUUUUGUAUGGACAAAUGUUUAUAAAAUAUUUAAAAGUUAUAACAUAUAGUAUUCCGAUGCUUCAUAUUUAAUCAACAAUCAAUGUGUUGCGUUGAAUACUUGGAUCAUUUUGGUAGCUAAUUGUGUUUUCAAUUUUCUAGUUACGAAUUUCUCUCUUACAUUUCUCAUCAGGAUGUCAUUAAUUUUGACAGUAUCAUUACACAAAACAUGAUUUCCUUUCAAUGAGCUAGUUCCUAGUUUAAUGACGGUGUUGGAUUCUCUUGAUUUUCAUUGCGAUUCACCAAGAUACUUUUAAAAUUUAGAAGCUAAAAGGUCAUGAAUUUAUGUACAUAAUUGUUUCAUUCUUGAAAAUUAAAUUUCAGAUAGAAAACUUGCAAAUAUUUGCACAAUCACUUUAGGUGCACUUCUGUUGCUCUGUUUCAUUUUGGGGAUUAUUUGGUAUAAAGCACGUCGUUAUUAUUUAAAGGCUACAGCUUGGACAUCAAACAAUCCUGAUUACUGUACAAUUUAUGAAGUUGACGAUUGGGAAAUUACUAAAGACGAUGUUGAUGUUUUACAUUGGAAAUAUCCAAUUGGUCGUGGUAGUUUUGGUACUGUAUAUAAAGGUGUUGUAAAACAGUUGAAAACACCAGCUAAAUUAUUUUAUAAAAAUCCAGUAAAUAUACCUGUUGCUAUUAAGGUAGGUAGGUGAUAUUCUUCAAUAGUUUUUCCAUCUAUUAAAUAAAUUGUUGUUAUGAGUGUUUCUCGUAUUCUGAUGCAAUUAACAGUUGGUAUUUUACUUUUCAUUAUACUAUCAUCGCCAUUAAAUAUUUUCCAUUUUCUAUUAUAAAAUAUAUUGAUUCGAUUAUGCGUAUCUUUUAUUUACUGUUCCAAGUCCACUUUCAGCGGUGAACAUCGAUUGCCAAAAUAAUUGUCCACACAUUAAAUUAGUUCACUUGUGUGUAUAUACCAAUUCAACUUCUCCUGCAUAAUUAGUCACGUAGGCCGCAUUCAGAGAGCUUUAUCCUUGUGUGUUUGUAAACAUGUAUCAGCAUGGUUGGGAAAAGGAGUUACUAGAUCGAUUGACAGCGCAAUUCUUUCUCACUUGAUAGAUGGUGAACAUCUUACUAAAAUAGAUGGAGCUUUCCCUGUUUUAUAUCAAGUUUCAAACAGUCUACCUAAAAAAGCUAAAUUACGACUACUCUGCAUAGCUGAAGCCAUCUGGAUAAACUCCAGAAAACUCAGCUUGUGUAUUCAAAAGAGGUAUAUUCAGCUUUUGUGUUUGCCUUGGUCCAUAACUGGGUCACCAGAUACCUAAACUGGGGAUUAUGGACCCCUUACCACUGCUUCCAAUUUCUUUUGUGUUAAUAUCUUUCUUAAUUUACAUAUUCAUCUUUACCGAUACCUCUUUUUUACAUAUAUUCACACGUUAUUAUUAACAAGACUAAAUUUUCCUACUGUGCAUUUUAUUCACACGAUAUUUUAUUUUGUUAUAUUACUAUUAUAUCGAUUAUGACUUGACACUUUACUAUAAAUCAUUCUCACUUUCAUUAAGUGACCUUUCUAAUUUACAAAUAGCACAAUUUUGGAAUAUUUAUAUCGUAACAGAUGCAAACGUCCACCAUGUUUAACAUACAACAUUGUCUAAUUCAUUAAUACAUGCCUUAUUUUGGCCUUUGUAAAAUAUCAUAAUUAUGGACUUAUCACUAGAGUCUGAUGAUGAAGUUAUUGAAAAAAAUUGUUUGCUCAAAUAUUCUUGGUCCACUUGUAUUUGAUCUUCUUUCUUUUGUGUUCUCUUUAUUAGACAAUCAGCAUACACAGCACUUUAUUUGAUCAUCGUGAUUUCAUUAAUGAAGCAUGCUUUAUGAAACAAUUUCAAAGUUAUCAUUUAGUACGUCUACUUGGUUUAGUAACUCAAACCAAGCAUAAACAUCAAUCGGUAUCAUUUACUGAUCAAUGUAUGAAAUUGUUACAUAAUCAUCAUUUUGGUAAACUGGGUCGCUUUGUCAGUCGAAUUUUAAAGUGGACACCAACUUCAUCAUCAUCACCGCCAAACGUAAAACAAUCUUCUCUGCUUUCCUCGUCAAUAUCACCUCCAUUAGGCAAUCAAAUGUUAGAUGAUGAAAAGCUUAAUUGUCACACUUUGGGUAUGUAAUGUGUUUAUGUAUUCUGCUUGGUUUUUUUUCUACAUUCAAAUUGAUAUAUGUUCAUUCGUUAUAAGAAAUCGUACUUCUGUCUUCCUUGUAAAAAAAUUGUUUGGAAAAAAUUAUUUUAAAUAAACGUUUUCAGUGAAUGCUUGUGUAGCUUGCGUUCAUUGUUACCUCCAGUACUGAUUCACUAUAUGUGAAAAGAAAACCUUAUUAUCAAACACUCGUCAGUGGUGGUGUAGUUGCAGAUGAAUUGACUCAUUUAUUAAUAUACUUUCGAGUUCAUGAAUUAUCUUUGAAUGUUACCGAGAUCUAUAAUCUGAAACGAUCCAGUUUGCAAUUUUCUCAGAUGUUUUAAAUAGUUGAUUGGAGUUUUUCCAGAUUCCACUUAUGGUUGAAAUUUUGAAAGUGAAAUGAGUAGUUAUCUCAUAUCUCCUAUUCAUAAAUUUCUUGUGUUUAAUUUGCUACCACAAUUGAUAUUUUUGUCAUAAUUAUUCGACUGCUUUACUUUUCUUGUCAAUCAUCUCUUUUUCAUUGUAUCAGUGUAAAUUUUGACUACUUGAAACCGACAUACUUCUGUGUCAAUUCGUACAUGAUCUAUGAUUAAUUAUCAAAUAUCAAUUCCUGUUUGCGUUACUUAUAUUUUAACUACAUAAAGUUAAGUGCGUAUCCCAACAGUCAUAUUUCUCUAAACUCUAAUAAAAUAGAUUGCAAGUUGCAUUUUAUAUUUGACUAUUUGUAAACUUAAAUUGAAUCCAUUUAUAAAAUAUUAUUUUCUAAUUUACUUUUAUUUAACUUCACAGGUUUAUUAAAACAACAAUUAACACAUGUUAACGAUACAUAUUUAUUUAAUAACACUCAAUCAAUUGGUUUAAUGAAUAAAGUGGCACCAGAAAGUCCAUUAGUUAUUAUGCAAUUAAUGGCUAAAGGCGAUCUAGCUAGUUAUCUACGUUAUUUAGGUGACAAAGGACAAGGUUCCGUUAAUUCAUCACAAGCGUAUUUAUGGGCAACACAAAUAGCUGAUGGUAUGGCAUACUUAUCUGCUAAACAGUAUGUUCAUAGGUAAUGAUUUUGUAUUUAAACGAAAAGGGACGUCAUACAUUUUAUGAAGCAAAAUAUCAAUGUUAAUUUAUUAGAAACUAUUAGUUAUUUUUUCGAUAGUUGUAUUCUGACAACUUAUUCUUAAUUCUUGAUGAUAUUUCAUCAUUGGUACAACAAAAGUAGUAUUUAUUAACUCAUUGCUUCGCUGUUAUCUUUUCCUUAUUUGAAACUAUUAUACAUGGAUGUUUGCGGAAUUGUGAAGUUUUAUUUAUUACGCAUAAUCUAAUGUAACCAAAUCCUUACCAGUGAUGACAGUUGAUAAAAAACUAAUUUAUUACAUAAAUAUCUGUCAACUAUCCUAUAUGUUAUAUUUAAAUGGUAACAUUAUUGUUCCUCCAAAUAAAGUAAACGAUUUAGUAGUUAGUUUAUUAUCAAAUUCUUCGAUGUUCAAUUUUGGUGGAGUUUUGUUCUCUGAACGACAUCAUCAGCACAUCAGUAGUGGGAGUUCGAAUCAAUCUCAUUAAGACUGUGGGUACGAUUUGCUGACGAGCAUCAAGUUACCGUACUUCAACCCAGCCACAGGAAGUCAAUGAGUUAAGAAGGAAAUUAUGUAGAAAGCAAUGGAUAUAUAAACAUGAGUGCAGUUUCAUAGGAAUGAUUCCGAUUGAAGGAUAGAAGGUUAGGGGUAAUACUCAACUCAGGAUUUAGAAGAAGACUGAGGAUGAAUGCAUAUGCACCAUUAUUAUUCAGUAGGGAACUGUCAUUUAACAUUCGCGACAAAUAAUUAUGUAUAGUACGUAGGUUCGGGCCAGGAGAUUCUCACCUACUGAUGUAGCCCAGACAAGUAGUUACGGUCUUCAUGAAUUGACACCAUGUUUACCUAACUGAAAUAAUAAACUAAUAAUUGGAAGGGUCAAACCUUGAUAUUCUUCACUAAUUUCUAGCGAAAGUUAGGUAGUUUGCAGAACUCACAACGAAGUUAGGUAGUUUUCCUGUCAAAUAAUGUGUUUUAGUAUAUUCAGGUUAGUUUACCACUUCAUAUUAUCAUACAAUUCAAUAAAAAAUUUCAUUGUCUUCAUUAUGUAGAGAUUUAGCUGCUCGCAAUUGUCUUGUUGAUUCCAAUCUCACGGUGAAAAUUGGGGAUUUCGGACUUUGUAGAGAUGUUUAUGGACAUAAUUAUUAUCACAAAACAAGUCACGCAAAACUACCAAUCCGUUGGAUGGCCCCAGAAUCUCUUCAAACUGCUUACUUUACAACACAAUCAGACGUUUGCCUGAUUGCCUGGUGAAUGUCUCACAGCUAACUUUAUGUACGCAUUCUUGCUCAGUGGUUUGGCCAUUUCUAGUGACAUUUUGAAGAGAGAUUUUAUAACAGGUCUUAUGGUGUUGUUUUGUGGGAGAUAGUUACUAUGGCAUGUCUUCCUUAUCGUGGUAUGUCUCAUGAAGAGGUGGUCAAGUAUGUUCUCAGUGGAAAAACACUUCUAUCCAAUAGUUCGCCUACCAACUGUCCAGAACUCUUUCGUGCAUUAAUGCUUCAUUGUUGGAACUUCAAUCCCUUGAAGCGACCAACAUUCCUAGGAUUGUCUGCUCUGCUUUCACCAUGCUUUGGAGAUGCGAAGUUUCGAAUGGCUAGUUUUUUUUAUCAUGGUGAACAAAGUUUUGUAAACAAAGAUAAUCGCUUAAAGGUUUUGGAAGCCCCUGCUGUUUCAUUAGGUAAAUUGAACAUAUCAUGUAAUCAAGAUCCCGCCCAUGCACUUGCGUCUGCUUUAAGUACAUUAUUCUGCGGUACUGAUGAAGAUUGUAGUUAUGAAUACAAUGAUCAAAAUUUUGACCGUCGUGAUAAUUUUUCUGCAGCAUCAAUGCAGUUCGGCGCCAUUAGUCGAACAGUGACAGUCAAGGCAAGUCCUAUCGGUAGUGAUCAUUUUAAUAAAACUCAUUUGGUGAAUUGCAGUCCUGAAGAUAUAUCUUUGAAACAAAGUGAUAACGGCAUUGCUCUGUCAGAGGUUCAGUGUUUGUUAAGAUUAUGUGAACACGACCCAAGUCUUGCUGUCCCACCUUUUGUAGAUUCUGAAUCAUUUCCUUUGAUAUCCAAUCAUAUAAAAAAGUUUUCUGCUGAUGAAUGUACAAACUUCGAACUAAGUAAAUUUAGAAACCUUAUCACAUAAACCAAAAAUAUUUGUUAUAAAUUGUCAUUCCUUGUGAUAGCUUUUAUAAUUUCAUAUUUUUACAUUAUUUUGCAAAUUGUUUUCACUUGCUUUCUGAUAAUAAAUAAAUAGUUAUUGCGAAGAAAAA